Messenger RNA from Ectocarpus sp. CCAP 1310/34, 2029 nucleotides. The record is from the annotation of a GenBank genome assembly. Lineage: Eukaryota; Phaeophyceae; Ectocarpales; Ectocarpaceae.
AUGCGUUGUUCUAGGCCCGAGACAAGAAGGAAACCUCGAAUAAGCGCGCUAACGCCUACCGGUGUUCGAAGCCUGUCCGCAGCGCAGACGGCGUGGGCAGCAUCUCCUGCAGCGGGAAGUGCUGCCAUACGUUGCUCGAACAACAGACGUCGUCAGGCUACGGCACGAGCAGCGUCUCGCACAACGACGCGCUUGCCUGCGAACGCCCACGCACGCCGACGGCGCCAGGCCAUCCCACCGCUGUCCUCGGCCGAGACGGAAGCCCCCGAGGCUGCUGCCGGUCAGUCGUUGUUCAUCUUCGGCGUGGGUUACGUCGCCACGGCUGUUGCCCUGACCUUUCUGAGGAAGGGCUGGACCGUACAUGGCACCUGCACCGACCCGAGAAAGGUCAAGUCCCUGGGAGAUCAGGGAAUAAAGGCAUUCAUUUUUGACGACUGGAGCGGGCCGAUGAUGCAGCCGGAGCCUCUGUCGGCGCUCGCGAGUGCGACCUGCGUCCUGAGCACAGUGCCACCAGCCCUGCAGUCGGGUGCAGACCCGGUCCUCGUGGCGCAUGAGGCGGAGCUGCAGUGGGCCCGUAGCAAGGGUAACCUUCGAUGGGUGGGCUACCUCUCUUCCACGGGUAAGGGUACCAUGUGGUUGAGAAUGGACAAGAGAGCCUGCCGGCAGGAGCGCGACGGUCUCCCCGUGCAUGUCUUCCGCCUGGCCGGGAUCUACGGUCCCGGCAGAAGCGCUCUGGAUGCUGUCGCGAGGCAUAACGGGGAUAUUCGACUGGCCGGCUCUGACGACGGGACGAUGGUUUCUCGGACGCACGUGUUCGACAUUGUUGGGGUGGUGGAGGCCUCGAUCGAGCGGCCCGAGCCUGGCAUGGUGCUCAACGUCGCGGACGAUCUCCCGUCUACGAGAUACGAGGCGAGGAGGUGCUUUGCCUUCGAGCGUGUUGGGGGCGACCGGCUGCCAGGCGUUUUCUCACAUCCCAAGCUCACAACAAGCCGCCACCCUCGCACGCGUGGACCUCUUGCAUCCAUCCGCAGAGGGCUUAAGGCCGUGCACGAAGGAGACGGUCGCCCCUUCACAGCCGAGGAGCCGACUGUCGAGCCCGCCUCCGGACAAGACGGCGGCCGUUCGGUAGCGCCCUCCUUCGACGCUGCUAACGCUAACGCUACCACUGUUACUGUUGCGAGUGGCCGACAGGAGGUGGGAGACGUGACGGCGCAGCUGGGAGCGUUGAACGCGCAAGUAGCGCGCCUAGAGGCGAAGCUGGGCCGAGUCUUGACCAUUCUCGAAGAACGAGAUACUAGUAGCAGUGGUAGUGGUGUUGCCGCCGUUGGAGCGGCGGCAGACGAAGACGGCAAGCCGGCCGCCGGUGUUGGUCGUGUUGGGGGCCAGCCAGAGGAGGGCGUUGUUGGUGAAGCUAUUAGUAGGAGAGGUGAAACGGUAUUGUGGGAGGAGGGCGAGGCGUUGCCGGACGGGGUCAAACACCUUGCGGCAGACGCGGACUCGUGACGAGAGAUAGAUGUGUCACCACGUCACAAUUGAUGGAGACUCCUCGUGUGUGUGUAUCGUGUGGUCGCUUCGGCUGACUCCUUUUGGCCUCCGCGUUUCGCGAGGUUGAGAACACACAAUUUUGCUGAAUGCGUUGGAGCGAGAGACCCGAGGUUGGGACCCUUGCACAGAACUAUUUACAGGUCGAACGGUGUGCUACGGCGGUUGCGCUGCUUGCGAAUAAAACUAGCCCGGGGAACCCGCGGGCUCAACUGAAGCCCGCUUCCCUUUCCCCCCACAAUCCCGCUGCGAGGGAGACAGGGGGGCGAGAGCAGCAACUCAAAGUUGAGUGAUGUAGGAGAUUGCCGGACACAUAGACACGCGUUGAAUGAGGAUAGACACAUAUUGAACCUCACAGGUUGUUUGUAUUGGAGAUUGCGAGACACCUAGACGUGUUGAGUGAGGAUAGCUGCAUACUGAAACCUCACAGAUGCAUUGGUUUUUGCCAGACACAUAGACGCGCUGAGUGGGGAUAGCUGCAUAUUGA